AUGGGUAACAGCAUGCCAAUAGAAAAUAUAAGCACUCAACUUACCACUCUCACUGAUCUCGAAAUAACUGCUGUAAAGGGUCUCACUUGUCUACCAGAAGGGAUGCUGAACAAUAACAAUAGUCUCACAUAUUUAGACGUACAUCGUUGUGAUGAGCUGACGUGUAUUGCUCUUGAUGUAUCUGACACGGUCCCUCUUCUUGAGGAGUUGAGUAUAGAUGGUUGUCUCAGCCUAGAGUCGAUUCGGAUCACACAGGGCAUCGCAUCUCUCCGUCAAUUGAUGAUCUACGGUUGUGAGGGAUUAUCAAGCCUAGAGUUUGGGCUCGAUUACUGCACCUCUCUUCAGAAAUUGGAGAUAAGUUGUUGCCCUAAUCUGAUGUCAAUUCCAACCACACAAGGCAUGCCGUCUCUCCGGAAAUUGAUGAUUGAAGAGUGCGAGGGAUUAUCAAGCCUAGGAAGUGGGAUUAGCUUCUGCACCUCGCUUCAGGAAUUGGAGAUAAAGGGUUGUGACAAUCUAACAUCAAUUCCAAUCACACAGGGCAUGCCAUCUCUCCGGAGCUUGAAGAUCUGCUAUUGUGAGGAAUUAUCAAGGCUAGGAAGUGGGAUCAGCUUCUGCACCUCUCUUCAGGAAUUGGAGAUAAAGGGUUGUGACAAUCUAACAUCAAUUCCAAUCACACAGGGCAUCACAUCUCUCCGGAGCUUGAAUAUUUCUUUUAAUCAGAGAUUAUUAAACCUACCGAGUGGGCUCCAAUUCUGCACCUCUCUUCAGGAACUGGGUAUUGGUCCGUUGUGGGAGGAGGACCGCUUCCGGUCCUCCUCUGAUUAUCAGCAACGGAAACGCCGUAGGCUGAUUUCGUUGUGGACACCGAACAUGGCAAUGGAACCAGAAAAUUUGAUCGGACUAGAAGCUCUUCCUGAGUGGUUGGGAAAUCUUACAUCUCUUGAGGCUCUGUCGAUCUAUUAUUGUGAGAAUCUCAAGUAUCUACCUACAAUAAAUGCUAUGAAAAACCUUACCAAAUUGAAGCAGCUCGACAUUAGAGGAUGUCCCCUGCUCAAAGAAAGAUGCACCAAGGAGACUGGCCCAGAAUGGCCCAAGAUUUCUCACAUCCCAGAUCUUCGGUUCUGA
Rosa chinensis is the source of this 1125-nucleotide messenger RNA. Its product is annotated as putative adenylate cyclase regulatory protein. Bases 1 to 1125 code for a protein of 374 amino acids. The record is from RefSeq and is a predicted model, not a curated record. Lineage: Eukaryota; Viridiplantae; Streptophyta; Magnoliopsida; Rosales; Rosaceae. The transcript has 2 exons.